This is a messenger RNA of Entrophospora sp. SA101, 477 nucleotides long. NCBI's taxonomy places the organism in Eukaryota, Fungi, Glomeromycota, Glomeromycetes, Entrophosporales, Entrophosporaceae. The record is from the annotation of a GenBank genome assembly.
AUGAGUAAUAUUUUAUCUGAAAAUAAUAACCUUUUUGACAAAACCCACCCAGAAUUAUCAGAAUUAAAUGAAGAAUUCCAAGAACUUCAAAAUAAUUUUAUUUCUCCUUUGGAUAUUCAAGCAGAAGAUAUCAUUGGCAUUGAUGAGACUGAUGAGUCAGAAGUUUCUGAUGAUGAACUUGAUAACACAAAUGGUAGUAUUUUUUCAGAUUUAGAAAUUCAAAAAUUUAGAAAUAUUUAUUGCAAAAAUUCAGUUGAAAUAGAUUCUGAUGAAUUAGUAACAACACAAGAAAAAAUAGAUCAAAAAAAUGAAGAAUCAAAAGCUUAUAUUUUAAAUAUAUUAAAAACAAAAUGUUGUAAUAAAGAUUGUUUAACAAAUAUUGAUCAAGAAAGUGCUAUAUUAAGAUAUAAAAAUUAUAACAAUUUAAAUAAGAAUGAACAAAAUAUAUUUUUAUUGGGGUUGUCUCAACUUCAAUAA